UCCCACAACAACUCACCAAUAAAUACUGGGAAUAUUCCCAUCAUCCUACAAGAGAAGGACAAACUCCAGGAGUAGCAGCUGAAAUCUGUGUGACUGUUAAAGAUGGAGUUUAUUAAAGAGGAGAUUGAAGAUGUAGAAGAUUUUAUUAUUUAGAAAACAAGUAACUUAGCUAUAUAAGAAACCACAUUUAGUUCCUGAAACUUUGGGUCUGACAUUUAGAAGCCCAAUGCUGAUACACCAGAAUACUAUUUCAGUAUGUCACAUGGUACAAUGUAUUUUUAAAACUAUCUAUAGGGUGUCUGACCUUCUAUGGAAGAGGAUGUAUGUAUAUAACUCUGAACACAAAAGACUCGAGAGCGCAAUAGGGCCGGAGGGCCAGCAGGCCAGAGCGUUAGAGCAACUAUGCUGCAGAAGUUGCUCGGCUUUGUUUGUGAAUAAAGUCUAAUAUUUCUGGCAUUAGAGAUCUCUGUGAAGUUAUUUAAAAAAGACAGAAACCACUUCAAAGACAUGACUGAGCCAGAACCAUCCAGAAUAAAACAUGAAGAUACUGAGGAACAAACAGACCAGGUGAGAGUGAAAGAGAAAAGACAAGAACUGAAUGAAGUGGAGGAGGAACAUCGUAACUUUACAAUUCAAAGAACAAAAGCCAAAAAGACGCACACCUGCACUCAGUGUGGAAAGAGUUUUUCACGGCUGAAAAGUUUUAAACAGCACCAGAAAACACACAAUGAAGUGAGAGAUUAUGUGUGCUGUGACUGUGGGAAGAGUUUUAAUACAGCUGAGAAUCUGAAACGGCACCAAAGAACUCAUACUGGAGAAAAACCUUACAAGUGCUCAUACUGUGACAAGAGUUUCAAUCGGUCUGGAAACCUGAAAUCACACGAGCGAGUUCAUACUGGAGAGAAGCCGUACGACUGUACUCAGUGUGGGAAGAGUUUCUCAGAGACAGGACACCUUAACAAACACAUGAGAAUUCACACUGGAGAGAAACCGUUUACAUGCACUCAGUGUGGAAAGAGUUUUUCUCAAGCAUCAGGUCUCAGUUAUCAUCUGCGCAUUCAUUCUGGAGAAAAGCCAUUCAACUGUGAUCAGUGUGGUAAAGAUUUUAUUUCAUCAUCACAACUAAAACAACACCUGAAAGUUCAUUCAGAUGAGAAGCCUUAUGUGUGUUCUCUCUGUGGAAAGAGUUUUUCAUGGCUGGAAAGUUUUAAACGGCACCAGAAAACACACAAUAGAGUGAGAGAUUAUAUGUGCUUUGACUGUGGGAAGAGCUUUACUACAUCUGUUGAUCUGAAUCGGCACCAAAGAAUUCAUACUGGAGAAAAACCUUACAAGUGCUCAUAUUGUAACAAGAGUUUCAGUCGGUCUGGAUCCCUGAAAGAACACGAGCGAGUUCACACUGGAGAGAAGCCGUACGCCUGUACUCAGUGUGGGAAGAGUUUCAAACAUUCAAGUAGUCUAGUGUAUCAUAGUAGAAAGCAUUGUUCUGUGUCACAGAUGACUGAUCCAGAACCAUCCAGAAUAAAACAUGAAGAUACUGAGGAACAAACAGACCAGGUGAGAGUGAAAGAGGAAAGACAAGAACUGAAUGAAGUGAAGGAGGAACAUCAUAACUUUACAAUUCAAAGAAAAAAAGGCAAAAAGAUGCACACCUGCACUCAGUGUGGAAAGAGAUUCUCACACAAAGGAAACCUUAACAUGCACAUGAGAAUUCACACUGGAGAGAAACCAUAUGCAUGCACUCACUGUGAAAAGAGUUUCACACAGAAAGUAAACCUUAACAAACACAUGAGAGUUCACACUGGAGAGAAAUCGUAUACAUGCACUCAGUGUGGAAAGAGUUUUACUCAUGACUCCAGUGGUCAUCUGCUCCGUCACUCUGGAGAAAAAACAUUUAACUGUGAUCUGUGUGGUAAAGAAUUGAUUUUAUCAUCAAAUCUAAAAUCACACCUGAAAGUUCAUUCAGACGAGAAGCCUCAUGUGUGUUCUCUCUGUGGAAAGAGUUAUACACGUCUGUUCUGUUUUAAACGGCACCAGAAAACACACAAUGAAGUGAGAGAUUAUAUGUGUUGUGACUGUGGGAAGAGCUUUACUACAUCUGCUGAUCUGAAACGGCACCAAAGAAUUCAUACUGGAGAAAAACCUUACAAGUGCUCAUAUUGUGACAAGAGUUUCACUCGGCCUGGAUCCCUGAAAAAACACGAGCGAGUUCACACUGGAGAGAAACCGUACGCCUGUCCUCAGUGUGGGAAGAGUUUCAGAGAGAAAGGAAACUUUUACAGACACAUUAGAAUUCACACUGGAGAGAAACCGUAUACAUGCACUCAGUGUGGAGAGAGUUUUACUCAUUCAUCGGCUCUCCGUCAUCAUCUGCUCCGUCACUCUGGAGAAAAGCCAUUUAACUGUGAUCAGUGUGGUAAAGAUUUUAUUUCAUCAUCAAAUCUAAACCAACACCUGAAAGUCCAUUCAGAUGAGAAGCCUUAUGCGUGUUCUCUCUGUGGAAAGAGUUUUUCAUGGCUGGAAAGUUUUAAACGGCACCAGAAAAAACACAAUGAAGUGGGGGAUUAUGUGUGCUUAUACUGUGGGAAGAGCUUUACUACAUCUCGUGAUCUGAAACGGCACCAACGAAUUCAUACUGGAGAAAAACCUCACAAGUGUUCAUAUUGUGACAAGAGUUUCAAUCAUUCUGGAAACUUGAAAUCACAUGAGCGAAUUCACACUGGAGAGAAGCCGUACGCCUGUACUCAGUGUGAGAAGAGUUUCACCCAAUCAAGUAGUCUAGUGAAACAUAUUAGAAAGCAUUUUUCUGUGUCACAGUGAGCAAAAGUAAAUGUGUAGGUAACUAAUAAACUAACGUUGCAGUGAAACGCCACAAGAUUUGUGUUUUAUAUGUUGGAGAACAAGAAAAUGAUUGAAAAUCAUUUUAAUUGAACACUUACUUAAAUACCAAAAUGAAAAGAGAAAUGCAGAAAAACAACAACAAUCAGGUAUAUAUUCAUAAAUAUAAAAAAAAAAAUCCUGAAUUUGAUUAAUUGUCCAAUUGUAACAUCUGCAAAUUUGUUAACUAUGUCAUUAAACCCGAAAAUUGUCAGCCGAAAUUUCUUUUUCUCUUUUGGUCUAAAGAAAAAAGGCAGAAAAAUGACGCCCCACAAUGUGUAUUGUAUGUAAUGAAAAUUAAUUAUAGUUAUUUUAUAGGUAAUUAACAAACAACCUUUUAAGCGUUUUCAGUUAAUUGGACUCUUAUUAAAUGUGAUUCACUUUUGUUUACACUGUGUUCUCUUUGCCAAAAAGUAUGCAAUGUGUUUGAGAAAAACAGUAUUUCAUAAUGUGAUUUAAAACCCACCCACCCCACACACUGUGAA
This is a messenger RNA of Pimephales promelas (fathead minnow), 3362 nucleotides long. The record is from RefSeq and is a predicted model, not a curated record. NCBI's taxonomy places the organism in Eukaryota, Metazoa, Chordata, Actinopteri, Cypriniformes, Leuciscidae.